AUGCGCCAAGUGAAUUUACUCGUAGUUCUUGACGGAUUUGGUUACAACGAAGCCACCGACCACAACGCCAUCGCUCUGGCAGACACCCCCACCUGGGAUGCUUUGUGGGCUAACCAGCCGCAUACUCUGAUUUCCGGCUCCGGCGAAGACGUCGGAUUACCCGCCGGCCAGAUGGGUAAUUCAGAAGUUGGCCACAUGAAUCUUGGCGCUGGGCGCGUGGUUUAUCAGGAUUUCACCCGUAUCAAUCGAGCCAUUGAACAAGGUGAGUUUGUAAAUAAUCGCAGUAUUAAUGCUGCGUUUAAAAAGCUCGAUCAAUCCGGCGGUGCCCUGCAUGUCAUGGGCCUUCUGUCUCCUGGCGGCGUGCACAGCCACGAAGAUCAGAUAUUCGCUUUACUCAAAGGUGCUGCUGAACGCGGCAUCACAAAAAUAUAUCUGCACGCUUUUUUAGACGGUCGCGACACCCCUCCACGCAGUGCCGAGGCCUCUAUCCGAGCAGCCCAGAAGCUGUUCAAGACCAUGGGCGUAGGCCAGAUCGCAAGUCUUGUCGGCCGCUACUACGCCAUGGAUCGCGACAAUCGCUGGGAUCGACAGGAGCAGGCGUACAAUCUGAUUGUCCGCGGCGAGGCGCCUUUUCAUGCCAGCGAUGCUUUGGACGGCCUCAAGCAGGCGUAUAAAAGAAACGAGAACGACGAAUUUGUCCAACCCACCGCCAUUCACAACCCAGACGAAGUGCCGAUCGCCUUAAAACCUGAAGAUGCGGUUAUUUUCAUGAACUUCCGUUCAGAUCGUGCAAGACAACUCACGCGAGCCAUGACCGACCCGGAGUUUGAUGGUUUCAAACGCCGCAGCUUUGUACCCGUCACUGAAUUUGUCACGCUUACCCGCUAUGCCGACGACAUUACCGUGCCCUGCGCAUUCGACCAGCAGCACUUCAGCAACACCCUGGGCGAGUAUCUGGCGAAACUCGGUAAGACCCAGUUGCGCAUUGCAGAAACUGAAAAAUACGCCCAUGUGACCUUUUUCUUUUCCGGUGGCAUCGAACCCCCCUACGACGGAGAAGACCGUAUCCUGAUCCCCUCACCGGAUGUGGCCACUUACGAUCUGCAGCCUGAAAUGAGCGCUGCCGAAGUCACCGACAAACUGGUAGCCGCAAUAGAAUCCGCGGCCUAUGACGACCACACCGCCCACACGCAAAACGUGGUGCCGCUGGUCUAUGUGGGCCCGCAGUCACUGGAAUUCAGUGACAACGGCACGCUGUCCGAUGUUGCGCCAACGUUACUGGACCUGAUGCAUAUCGACAUUCCGACGGAGAUGACAGGGAUCAAAAGAUUAAGAGAUUUCUGGCUGGUGGGCCUGAUCUGCGCCGUCAGUCAUGCCGGUUACGCCGCGGACACCGACUCGGCCACCACCGCAGCUGAGCUUAAAUCUACCCUCGAGCGCCUUAACGCGCUGGAUCAGUGGUUCAGUGACGCAGAACAGCAGCGCGCCAUAUGGCUGGUUGAGCUGCAGCGCCAGGACCGUGAAAUAGCCGCCGUCAAUCUUCAGGUGGCAGAUAUCCGCAACCGGGUACAGGUGACAACCACCGAGUUGCAGGACCUGCAGAACCAUCAGGUGGAACUUAACGAACAACGGCGUACCCAGGCACAGCUGAUCGCAGAACAUGUCGGCGCGGCCUACCGCCUGACGGGACAGGACUUCCUGAAACAGCUCCUGAACCAGGAGUCGCCGGAUACAUUUGCACGCAUGAUCCGAUACCACCGCCACUUCAGUGAAUCCAGACUUGAAGUGAUGGCGCAAUACCAGGCGACCCUUGCCGAACUCGAAACCAACAGCCGCAAGCUGAUUGAGCAACAGGCAACCCAAAGCAGCCAACAGAAGCAACUUGUUGGCGAGCAACAGGUUCUGGCCACGGAGCGCAGUAAACGUUCUGCUCUGAUCGAUCAGCUCGAUGCGGAAACCGAAUCCAAGACCCUUGACUACGAACAGCUUGAAAAAGACCGCAAUCGGCUGGAACAAUUGCUGGCUGAGCUGCGUCGUCGCGAUACUGAAUUAGACGGCAGCGCUUUCACCGCUGCAAAAGGCACCUUACCUAUGCCCGCAAGAGGGCCUAUCCGGCACGCGUUCGGCGCGUCUCGCGCAGAUGGGCGGCUGCGCUGGCAUGGUAUUGAUAUUGCCGCUGAACAAGGUUCACCCGUUACCGCCGUAUUUCGCGGCCGGAUUAUUUUUUCAGAUUGGCUGCGCGGCUUUGGCCUCUUGACCAUUGUUGACCACGGCAGCGACUAUAUGACGUUGUAUGGGCACGCUGACGUCCUGUAUAAGAAAGUGGGCGACUGGGUAGAAAGCGGCGAGGUCAUUGCAGGCGCUGGCAACAGUGGCGGCACCCAGGACACUGGAAUUUACUUUGAAGUGAGACACAAAGGUGAUGCCAAAGAUCCGAUCAGCUGGGUGGCGCAGCAUGACAACGGUCAGUACAUCAGCUGGCGUGAACAUAUUAUUGACGACCCCGAGCUUGCCCAGAUGGAUCUGAGUGGCAGCGAUGGGCUGGCGGUGGCAGAUCUCGAUCUUGAUGGUUGGCCAGACAUCGUUUCCGUGCAUGAAUCAGACACAGUCUAUGACGGCAAACCCAUUGGUCACGUGCGUAUCGCCUGGGGCAGUCAAAGCCCGACGCAAUGGACACUGACUACCUUAGCGUCGGGGCCCGAAGCCGCCGCCGCAGAAGACGUCUCCAUUGCUGAUGCCAACAGCGAUGGCUAUCCAGACAUUGUGGUGGCCGCUGAACUGGCACACCUGAUUUACUUCGAAAACCCCGGCAAACAGGCCCGCAACAAAAUCUGGCCCCGCACGAUUCCAGCCAUUACGCAGAAUCGAGGCUCUUUUAUCCGUGUGUUCUUUGCAGAUUUUGACAACGACGGACAGCCAGAGAUUGUCGCGCCAAACAAAGGCGAACAAAACCCGGAUGUCACACAGCAGCAGCGCCUUAACAUCUCGAUUUUUCAUCUGCCGGACAACCCCCUGGACGGCGACCUCUGGCGGGAGCAGGUCAUCGCCCAGGUACGCAUUCCGAUUAAUUCUGAACCCGUGGAUAUUGAUGCUGACGGCGACCUGGACGUGAUUGCCGGGUCUCGCGGAGAAGGCCGCAUCAUGUGGCUGGAGAAUCUGGGUGAUUUCAGAUUUGCCAACCACCCCAUCAGGCCCACAGCUGAAAACAAGCCGGCUAACGCCGCUUUGACCGGGUUCAAUAUGGACUACGCGGACCUCAACGCGGAUGGCCGCACCGACAUUAUUUCCACCGCCUGGCCCAGCUAUCUUUUAUGGCUGCAGCGUCCGGCUGAUGCAGCAGGCGAUUGGCCAACCACCCUGAUCGGUAAUUUUGCGCCCGACCAGCUGGUCUCCGUGCGCCUGGCAGACAUCGACAAUGACGGCGACCUGGACGCUUUCACAGGUUCCUAUAGUCGCGGCCCCCGCAACCAGGAUGGCAAAGAAGUCACCGUUACCGACGCCCUGGGUCGCAUCGCCUGGUUCGAAAACCCGGGUCCUGGCGACAACGCACAGCCCUGGCCACAACACGAUAUUGUGCGACGCAAGCGCGGUAUGUAUGACAAAUGGCUUGCCCUGGACCUGGAUCGCGACGGCGACCUGGACUUUGUGGGUACCCGUGGCAACAGUGUCAGUGAGAAUUACGUUGAAGAAAUCAGCGAGGAAGAGCUGCUGAGCCACGCCAUUGACGGCAUGAUGCGCCGCCUGGAUGACCACUCAGAUUAUCUGGACCGAAGCGCGUUCUCUUACCUGAAAGAAAACACCGAAGGCCAUUUUGGCGGUAUUGGGAUUGAGCUGGGGCUGCAGGACGGCUAUUUCACAGUGAUUGCGCCCAUCGACAACACACCUGCCGCAGAUGCGGGCAUGCAGGCCGGCGACCGCAUCACCCAACUCAACGGUGAAUGGGUCAAAGGUAAGUUACUGACAGACAUCGUUGAUGCUUUGCGCGGCAAGCCCGGCACAACCGUGAAGCUGGGUGUGGAACGUGCAACCGACAACGCCGAUGUGAAACAGAAUCUGGAAUUCAAUCUGACACGCGCGGACAUUGAAUUUGCCAGCGUGCGUUCCCGUUUACUGGAACCGGGUAUCGCCUAUAUACGUAUUUCAGCUUUUCAGAAUCGUACCGGAGAUGACGUGUACGACGCUCUGGCAGAACUGGCGGAAGAAACCUCCACCCCGCUGGAGGGCCUGGUUGUCGAUUUACGCAACAACCCCGGCGGCACCCUGCAGUCUUCUGUUGAAGUGGCGGAUCACUUCCUCGACCAGGGGCUGAUCGUUUACACCGAAGGGCGCCUCCAAUCCAGCUAUGCCAAGUAUCGCGCCACCAAAGGCGAUCUACUGGCAGGCUUGCCUAUUGUUGUGCUGAUCAACGGAGGCUCCGCUUCCGCUUCAGAGAUUGUCGCCGGCGCGUUGCAGGACCACGGUCGUGCACAACUCAUCGGCAGCACCAGCUACGGCAAAGGCUCAGUGCAAUCGGUGUUACCUCUGGACCACGACCAGGCACUGAAAAUCACCACGGCGUACUAUUUCACCCCGAACGGGCGUUCUAUUCACAAGAGCGGUAUAGACCCUGAUAUCGAGUUUGACGGCGAUGACGAAAUGAUCCUCGCUGAAGCCAUCGAAGUGCUGAAGGCGCAGGAAAAAACCGGUCUGCGCGCGAGCCUCUAA
This is a messenger RNA of Symbiodinium necroappetens, 4704 nucleotides long. Lineage: Eukaryota; Dinophyceae; Suessiales; Symbiodiniaceae. The record is from the annotation of a GenBank genome assembly.